Drosophila arizonae is the source of this 4974-nucleotide messenger RNA. It is a transcript of the gene IntS6, whose product is annotated as integrator complex subunit 6. The record is from RefSeq and is a predicted model, not a curated record. Gene Ontology annotation, biological process: snRNA 3'-end processing. Lineage: Eukaryota; Metazoa; Arthropoda; Insecta; Diptera; Drosophilidae. Gene Ontology annotation, cellular component: integrator complex.
GUUUUUUACUUUUGAACUGAAAGGUUGGUUGGCCAGCGGCGCCAAAGUAGAAGAAACAGAUGCAAUAGCAAUAGAAAAGUCAGAGGCGACAACUCGGAACGCAGCGAGAGUGACGGCCUCAGUGUGUGUGAAACAAACUUACCCGCCUGCUGAGAUACUACAAAACUUGUUGGUCAUUUUCAAAUCCAAAUGUCAGCUGUUUCAAGCAACAUGUACUAUAAAAGCGGAACAGUGAAACGACGAAAAAGAGCAAAUCGCUUAAGUCCAGGACAACAGGAGGAAGAAGCAAGCUGCUAGCAACCGCUACGAGAGAGCAGCAGCAAUAUUUUGAAGCGAGCUGUGCAAAAAACCACAAAAAAAAAACAGCAACAACAACAAAUACACAUACACUAACACACACAUAUACUCUAAAAUACCAACUGCUGCAGCUAAAACGAAAACAACAAGUGUAGGAGAAAAGACAUAUGCCACAGCCAGUAGUUGAAGAAGAAGAGCACGAAAAAGGAAAAGAAGAGGACUCUGGAGAACACACCCGCAACUACAAUUGCUCUCAGUUACACAGCAUAGACAUACAUAGGCUCUCUCGCUCACUCACUCACAAACUGAAGCUCAAUUGCGCUCAAAUUAGCUCACUAAAGCGCAAAAAAACGAUUGACCAGAAAAGUGUGUUUCGCGCAACGGCACAGUAGUGGGUGUAAACGUGAGCAUUGGCAGUGGGCAGCCAUGACAAUCAUACUCUUCCUGGUGGACACCUCGUCGUCCAUGUGCCAGAAGGCGUAUGUGAAUGGUGUGCAAAAGACAUAUUUGGAUAUAGCCAAAGGUGCAGUCGAGACAUUUCUGAAAUAUCGCCAACGCACACAGGAUUGCCUAGGCGAUCGGUAUAUGCUGCUCACGUUCGAGGAGCCGCCGGCAAACGUGAAAGCCGGCUGGAAGGAGAAUCAUGCGACAUUCAUGAACGAGCUAAAAAAUCUCCAAAGCCACGGCCUCACCUCAAUGGGCGAGUCGCUGCGCAACGCCUUCGAUUUGCUCAACUUGAAUCGGAUGCAAUCGGGCAUCGACACCUACGGCCAGGGGCGUUGCCCCUUUUAUCUGGAGCCAUCGGUCAUUAUUGUGAUCACUGACGGUGGCCGCUAUUCGUAUCGAAACGGUGUCCACCAGGAGAUCAUAUUGCCGCUCAGCAAUCAAAUACCCGGCACAAAAUUCACGAAAGAGCCAUUCCGCUGGGACCAGCGUCUCUUCUCGCUCGUACUGCGCAUGCCGGGUAACAAGAUCGACGAGCGAGUCGAUGGGAAGGUGCCGCACGACGACUCGCCCAUUGAGCGCAUGUGUGAGGUAACGGGCGGUCGAUCCUACCGGGUGCGCAGCCAUUACGUGCUCAAUCAGUGCAUCGAGAGCCUGGUGCAGAAGGUGCAGCCAGGUGUUGUGCUGCAAUUCGAGCCCAUGCUGCCCAAGGAGUCGACAACAGCAACAGCAGCAGCAGCAGCGGCAACAACAACAAUAACAACAGCAACAGUGGCGGCUCGAACAGCAGCACCCACAGCGGACAUUGUCUUUCAGCCGAUCAAGAAGAUGAUCUACGUGCAGAAGCACAUCACACAGAAGACCUUCCCCAUUGGCUAUUGGCCACUGCCGGAGCCCUAUUGGCCCGACUCGAAGGCGAUCACCUUGCCACCGCGCGAUGCGCAUCCCAAGCUGAAGAUACUAACGCCCGCCGUAGAUGAGCCACAGCUGGUGCGUAGCUUUCCCGUGGACAAGUACGAGAUCGAGGGCUGCCCGCUGACGCUGCAGAUACUCAACAAGCGGGAGAUGAACAAGUGCUGGCAGGUGAUCGUCACGAAUGGCAUGCACGGCUUCGAGCUGCCCUUCGGGUACCUGAAGGCCUCGCCGAACUUCAGCCAGGUGCACCUGUACGUGCUGGCGUACAACUAUCCGGCACUGCUGCCGCUCCUGCACGACCUCAUCCACAAGUACAACAUGAGUCCGCCGAACGAUCUCAUGUACAAGUUCAAUGCCUACGUCCGAUCCAUACCGCCCUAUUACUGCCCCUUUUUGCGCAAGGCCUUGGUCAACAUCAAUGUGCCGUAUCAGCUGCUGCAGUUCCUGUUGCCGGAGAAUGUGGACAACUAUUUGUCACCGACGAUAGCGAACCAGCUGAAGCACAUCAAGAACACGGCCAAGCAGGAUCAGGAGAAUCUCUGUCUGAAGGUCUACAAACAGCUGAAGCAACCAAAGCCGCCCUAUCGCCAAGUGGAAACGGCCAAAUUGUGCACGGGCGCAGCGCUGCGCCGGGAUCUGGUGCGGCAUCCGCUGUUGCGGGAUACGUUCGCCAAGCUCCACGCGGAGAUCGAGCCCGUGGAGAACUAUACGAUUGUGGUGCCGCAGCUGACGCAUCAGUCGUCCGCAAAGUCGUACCGCAAUCCGUUCGAUAUACCCAGGCGGGAUCUGGUGGAUGAGAUAGCGCGCAUGCGCGAGACGUUCAUGCGGCCCACCAGCAUGGUGGCCAAGGACUCGGGCCACUGUCUGCCCAUUGCCGAGAUGGGCAACUACCAGGAGUAUCUGAAGAACAAGGACAAUCCGCUGCGGGAGAUUGAGCCGACGAAUGUGCGCCAGCACAUGUUCGGCAAUCCGUAUAAGAAGGACAAGCACAUGGUCAUGGUGGAUGAGGCCGAUCUCAGCGAUGUGGCGCCCAUGAAGAGCGGCAACAAUUCGAACGGCGGCAACGGCGCCAGCUCGCCCUCGUCCAGCGGCAGCAACUCAAGCGGCAUGGGUCCAGUCGGUGGCGGCGGCAUGUCCGGCUUAAUGCUGGGCGGCGGCAAUGGACUGGGCGGCCCCAUGGGCCCCAUCUCCAAGAAGCUGGAGAGCACGUCGCGUGGACGCAAACGCAAAGCGGGUCCAUUGCCACGCGCCUUUGAGUUUCGGCGCAUGUCCGUCGACUCGUUGCGCAGCUCCAGCUCUAGCCCCAGCUCGAUAGGCGGCGGCUCGGCCAGCAGCAGCGUGUCGGAGCUGGACCUCGAUGAGGAUAGCAACAGUAGCUACGGCUCCGAGGCGUCCCACAGCAGCAUCAACAGCAACAGCAGCAGCAACAGUAGCAGCAGCAGCAUCAUCAUGAACAGCAGCAGCAGCAACAGCAGCGGCCUUAGCAGCAACAACAUGAGCAUCGCCAGUGGCAACAGCGACUCCGGCAUGUCUGUUGGCUCGCAUACGCCGGAGCGCAUGACCUUUGACUUUAGCGAGGAGGAAGUCAGCGACCAGGAGACGCCUCUCAACGGCUACGUGCACAACUUUAUCAAUGGCAUCAGCGAUGAAGAGCGCGCCAACGAAGCGGACAAUAACCCCAGCAGCAGCAACAGCAGCAGCAACAACAGCAACAACAAUAACAAUAAUAACAACAGCAGUAGCAAUAACAACAACUCGGCAACAGCUGGCAAUAGCAGCAUCAGCAGUAGCAGCAGCAUCGCAGCAAUUGCUGCCAGCAAUGGUGUGCCUGAGCUGAGCAUUAGCAGCAGCAGCAGCAGCAGCAGCAUCAACAAUGGCAGCAGCAGCAGCAACAGCAGCCAUCACAAUGCCUUCAACAGUAGCAGCGGCGUCUUCUACUUGCCACUCAAUGGCCUAACCAUGCAGCAUGCGGCCUAUAGCAGCAAUGUGGGCACGCACACGCCCAUGGACAGUCCGCUGCAUAUGCUGGAGAGCGCAACGGGAAUGCAUAAGGUUGGUGGGGGCGUGGCAGCAAUGCCACCACUGCUGCUGGUGCCCAAUGGGUAUCCGAGUCAGCAUGCGGCAAUGUUGUCGCCGCCACCAGUGCCAGUGGCAACAGCAGCAGCCGCAGCAGCAGCAGCGGCAACCGUGACACCAGCAGCACCAGCAGCAACAACAACGGCCAACAGCAGCUCAAAUACGGCAACAACAUCAACGGCAAAUCCAACAACAUACUUCAGUCAUAACGAUAUCAAUGAUGCCUCCGAGAUCUCGCGCAUAUUGCAAACGUGCCACAAUGGCAACAGCAGCAGCACAAUCAACACCAGCAGCAGUAGCAACAGUAACAACAACAACAACAACAUCAGCAGUAGCAGCAGCAGCAAUAGCAGCAGCAACAACAGCAGUAGCAGUAGCAAUAAUCAUCUAGUAAAUGGCUUUCGCAUGGAUCUGGAUCCCAUAUCGUGGAACUGCUUUGAUGCACUGAAGCGCACGCCCGGUGGCAGCAGCAGCAGCACAACAACGCCCAGCUGGGGCAGCUGGGGUAGCGGCUUGACCAAUAGUAACAACACCAACAACAACGGCAGCAAUAAUAACAGCAGCAAUAACAACAUCAGCAACAGCAACAGCAGCAACAACAAUAGCAAUCAUAAUCGAGCCUACAACAACAGUAGCCCAAAGCUGGAGCCCAAAGCAUCACCGACACACGUCGGCAACAACAACAACAACAACAACAACAAUAGCAACAAUGCCAGCAACAACACUAUUGGCAGCAACAGCAAUUCUAUCAAUGACAACGGCGACAUCCGCAGCUCACCGGAACUGAUCCUGACCGAGGAACAGCGCGAAGCAGCACGCAAACAUAAUAUCGAUUUGCGAAUGCAGGUCUUUCGAGAUAUACGACGACCCGGCCGGGACUAUAGCCAGCUGCUGGAGCAUUUGAAUAUGGUGAAGGGCGAUCUGGAGAUGAAAUCCGAUUUUAUAGAUAUGUGCAUUAGCGAAUCGAUGCGCUUCCGGCGACACCAAAUGGUCAACAGCAUACAGGAGUGGUGGGAGCGCAACCAGCAACAGCUUGAGAUAUCAAAGAGUUAACGUUGGCUGCUCUGGAACUGAGUGUGCAAUAUCAGCAGCAACAGCAGCAGCAGCAGAAGCAGAAGCAGAAGCAGAAGCAGCAACCACAACAACAGCUCGCAACAACAUUUAAUAUGUCUGUGAUGUCAACAACAAACAACACAAAAGCUAAACCAGCCCUCAACUGAACAUCAGUUUUAGAUGUUCGAU